UUUUUCCGUAAAUCGUACAUUUGGAACGAGUGACAUUUGUUUAUGCAGAGAGAAAAAACAAUAGACUGUUGAGCCGGAUGUGAAUAGUGUUAAAUUGCGGAUACCAUCACAGUGACCUAUUUACUUAUUAUUUGGAAUUAUUAGAUUGGUUCUAUGAGGAUGUGCACAUAGAAGCAAAUACUAAAUUGAAAAGACACAUUUGCUAUCUAUGCAAACAAUGAAAUAUCCCAACGUGUCAGGAAGCACGAACAUGGCGGUCAGCGGCAACGGUUCCCACGUAGACGAGGUCGAUUCGCUUUUCACUUCUUCAUGUUGGCAAAACUCGAAUUCGGGCCUCCAGAACGAAUUCAUGGACACUGACAAGCUGAUGCUGCACAGCUCCAUGAACCACAUGGGCUCGGACAAGCUGAUGCUCGGCUCGCCGAUCAGCCACGAGGAGGACGAAAUGGAGUCGAAGAUGAACGUCUUGGACAACCUGCUGCUCGACAGCUCCUCCAUGAACUCCGGCAGUUUGGCGGAGCUGAAGCCGCUCCCGCCCUUCACGAACUACACGGCGAACUUGAGCAUAAACGGGAUCCAGGGGCACCAUUAUCACACGAUAUCGCAGAGGGUGCCCGAAGAGAACAAUAACUCGUAUAACAGUUACAACGAACAGAAUAUAGUGUCGAGUUCGACGUGCAACGUUAGUGCGGACUCUGCCUGUGAAUCGAACUCGAAAACUCUGUACUCGGUCGACGAGGUGGUCAAGUUGGGGUACGCGGACUCUGUGUCGAGCGCGAUGAAGUUCGAAGAUUGCAGCCAAACGUCAGCGGAUUCAGUCACGCACAUCAAGUCGGAAAUGGGGGAGUACGACAUUUCCUCGAUAGAAGAUAUCGCGGCCAUAAUCGGCUCAGCGAUAGCCGACACCACCGUACCUAACAACAACCCCGAAAGCGAGGACCAGACAGGAUCCAGAGACAGUUGGAUGGAUUUGGAGUCGUGGAUAGACGGCGCCUGCGUCGACCAACCAAAAAGCCUGAUCAUAACGCAGGAUGGACUGUCAGAGUUCGUUAUACCGAACACGAACGCGCAAAUGGAAUACAACAAGCACCAAAUCCAGCAAGGAGGGUCGACGUUACAGACCCUGCUGACGCACGGUUACAUGCCCCUUUUGCAGAAUCGUUUGCAGAACGGCCCGCCCAUCAAACAAGAAGCCCCCAGUUCCACCAACUACGGUGGGGACAUGAUAUCGACGUCCAGCCCGCCAGCCAAUGUUGUAUCCACAACGGACAACCUCAUGCUCACCGUCAACGGACGAUUCAUGCCCCAGUACAGCGUCCACGGGAUGGAGGACCACAGGAUAAGAAGUCCGGACCUGAUGGGCCAAAACUACCCGCACACCACGACCGGCACGCCGAACGCGCCCAAAAAAUCCCGCAGCCGGGCGCAGAAGAAGCAGCACCAAGCGGCCAGUUCGACGGUGUUUCAAUCCGAGCAAAGCCUAGGACUUUUGGGCAAGGAAAAGCCAGUGCACAGGUGUAACAUUUGCAAUAGGGGGUUUUUGAAUAAGAGCAACAUCAAGGUGCACCUGCGCACGCAUACGGGGGAGAAACCUUUUAGAUGCGAGACGUGCGCGAAAGCGUUCAGGCAAAAAGCACACUUGUUGAAACAUCAACAAAUACAUAAGCGCAUAGGACGCGACUAGUUCGUGUUCUAAGCGUUUUGUCGUUUGCGAAGGUAA
Messenger RNA from Brassicogethes aeneus, 1720 nucleotides. The record is from the annotation of a GenBank genome assembly. NCBI's taxonomy places the organism in Eukaryota, Metazoa, Arthropoda, Insecta, Coleoptera, Nitidulidae.